AUGUCCUUCGAUGAUGACAAACCCCAUCAUAGAACUUUACGACAAUUACUCGCUAAACAAAAUAAAUACCCCAGUCUUGACAGAAGUCCACUUGUUGCGGCAGCACAAUCGGGCGAGCUGAACACGGUAAAAUCUUUGAUUGAGAGUGGGCAAUGUAAUAUCAACGAAACCAUCGACAAGGGGCGAGUAAAUGCAUUGAUGAUUGCCAUUCACAAGCACAAUAACGAUAUUGUUAGAUAUUUACUGAACAUGGGAGCAGAUUAUGAUUACAUUAAUCAACCACCUUAUUGCGACACUGCAUUGCAUUGGGCUGCUUAUUACAGAAAUCCACAGGCAACCAAAAUGCUUCUUGAAAAAAACGCUGUUUGGGACAUUGUAAAUCAUAGUGGAGUGACACCUUUAAUGGACGCACAAAAUCAUUGUAAAGAAUCGCAGGCUUUAAUUGAAAGUUAUUCAAAGUUGAGCGCAGCAGCGCGAGCAAGAAUUGUAAAAUUCCAACACGCCAUGAAAAACAAUCCGAAUAUUGACUUGAUCAUUAUCACAAACGACCUUUGUGACUAUGCGGCCGACAAAGAUUAA
Molecule: messenger RNA, 579 nt
Organism: Naegleria lovaniensis
Lineage: Eukaryota; Heterolobosea; Eutetramitea; Acrasida; Naegleriidae
Exons: 4
Coding region: 1-579 (192 amino acids)
Molecular function (GO): protein binding
Source: RefSeq, a predicted model, not a curated record